UCAAGUUUUCUUUAAGAAUAAUUUUUUAUUAAUUACACACUUGCUAAAGUUAUCUAACUGCAGAAAAAGGAUAAAUAUAUUAAAAAACUUAUUAAAUUGUUCAAAAUAUCAAUUUUUUAAUUAUUUGUUCUAAAAGAAAGUUAAUAAAUUUCGACAAAAACAAAAAAAAAAAACAGCAAAAUGAAUUUUCAUGUACCAAAUUUUAAUAUGAAAAAUUUGGUUAAAGAGGCAGGCAGUACAUUUUCCAGAGUAGUGCAGCUUACCGAAGAACGUUUAGGUACAACCGAACGCACAGAAUAUGAUUCAGAAUUUCAAAAUUUGGCCGAACGUGCCGAUGUCACUAAAACUUGGACAGAGAAAAUUGUCAAGGAUGUUGAAUCGGUAUUGGUGCCAAAUCCUCAAAAUCGUGUAGAGGAUUUUAUUUUUGAGAAAAUUGAUAAAUCGAAACCACAACGCUUGAGUAAUCUGGAAUAUUUGGCUUUGGAUAUGCUGGAGGCUGGUGCCGACUUUGGUCAAGAUUUACCCUAUGGUCAGGCUUUAAUUAAAGUCGGCCAGGCUGAGCAGCGAUUGGGUAAAUGUGAAAGAGAUUUUAUUGCUUCGUCCAGCAUAUGUUUUACCACACCAUUGCGUAAGUUUUUGGAUGGUGAAAUGAAAACAAUAACCAAGGAGAGGGGUGUAUUGGAAACAAAGCGGCUUGAUUUGGAUGCCUGCAAAAAACGUGUCACCAAGGCUCGCAGUAUGUUGGGGCAACAGACGAAAGACGGUGUUACACCAGAAGCUGUUUUAGAACAGGCUGAACGUGAUUUGCGUGUGGCUCAGUCUGAAUUUGAUCGUCAAUCGGAAAUUACUAAAUCCUUAUUGGAGGGCAUUAAUACUUCUCAAGCAUCACACUUAAGACAUUUGCAUGCCUUUAUUGAAAAUCAAGUACGUUACUAUAAACAAUGUACCGAUGUUAUGGAUCAAUUACAAUUGGAUUUGGCCAAACUUAAGCCAGAAAAGCCGCGUCUACGCAUUAAUAGUGAAGAUAUAGAUACAGGGCCUCCCAAUGCAAACCAAAACAUUCAAAAUUCAACUAUUAUUAAUAACACCAAUAUGAAUAUGAAUACCAAUAUCAAUACGAAUACGAAUACUACUAAUCAACCAACACAAUUUAGUAAUAACAAAAUUGUAACAGUUGCUGUGGCUGCCUCAGAAACUGCCAAUGCUGCAAAAUCUUUAGCUUCUUAUUGUCAAUACGAUAGUGUAGAUCUAGAUAAUUUAGAAUCGUUAGAUAUAACAACAUCAACAACGAAUCCUUUUAAUACCUCCACGGUGGCUAGCCAUGAUAAAAAUACCUCAAAAAUUUUAGAUGAAUGUGAUUUAAAAUAUGAUACUACAGCUAUAACAUCUAUAUAAGUAGAGAUGUUUUUUUAAUAGAAUUUAGUUAUCUUGUUGUCUUUCUAAAAAGGAUGAUAUUAAGUUUUUCAAAUAAUUGUUGAAUCAAAUUUUUAGUUAUUAUUUAAUAAAUUUAUAAUUAAAUAUCUUUAUACGUAGAGUAGGCGCACUGUUUGUUUAAAAUAUCGUUGGGGAGGUAAAUUGUAUUGUGAUGGAGAGGAAAGUAUUAAAAUCGUUUUCCAUAGUUCAUUUCUGUUUUGGUUUAUUUUAGUUCUAGUUCAAUUCUAGUUCAGUUGUAGUUUAGCUGUAGUUUAGUUCUAGUUCAGUUC
Messenger RNA from Lucilia cuprina (Australian sheep blowfly), 1703 nucleotides. It is a transcript of the gene EndoB, whose product is annotated as endophilin-B1. Bases 181 to 1395 code for a protein of 404 amino acids. The transcript has 6 exons. Lineage: Eukaryota; Metazoa; Arthropoda; Insecta; Diptera; Calliphoridae. The record is from RefSeq and is a predicted model, not a curated record. Gene Ontology annotation, cellular component: membrane; cytoplasm. Gene Ontology annotation, molecular function: protein binding. Gene Ontology annotation, biological process: membrane organization.